Messenger RNA from Lotus japonicus, 2221 nucleotides. Its product is annotated as rop guanine nucleotide exchange factor 3-like. Gene Ontology annotation, molecular function: guanyl-nucleotide exchange factor activity. The transcript has 9 exons. Bases 401 to 1972 code for a protein of 523 amino acids. Lineage: Eukaryota; Viridiplantae; Streptophyta; Magnoliopsida; Fabales; Fabaceae. The record is from RefSeq and is a predicted model, not a curated record.
GAAGAUUCUCAUUUCAACUUCAUUUUGAACAAUUGCACACCUUCCAUGUCUUGUUGUACUCUUUUUUCUGAGUCCCUUCCCUUUUGUCCUCUGAAACCCAAUAAUUUGACAAUUUCUGCAACUUGGUCUUUUUUUCUUUAAUUGGACAAUUAUUACUUUAUCAUUACAGUAGCAGGCUAGCAGCAGUAUGAGAAGAAGGCCCAUAACUUUAUUACCUUUUCUUAGGAUUUGUUCAAACACAGUUUUCUUUUUGCAUGGAAACUCUUCAAGAGAAGAAGGUAAAGGCACAAAUGAUUAGGAGGGACAUGUUUCAAAUGUUAUCAAGUUUAAACUUCAAAUUCAAAUCCAGCACAUAAAAAGGUGCUGAGAAUUUUGGUUGAUCACAGAUUCUAGAGCAAAGAUGAAGAAAUUAUCAAACUUUGAUGAAAUUUCUGAUGUGGGUUAUGAUCACCCUUCACCUUCUAUGGAUCACUCAGCUCCUAAUACUCCUGCUUUCUCCCCAAUGAGUCGUGAUUCUCUUGCAUACUGCCGAGCCUGGACAAGCUCAGAGGCAUCAAAUUCUAACUUCUCAGAGAUUGUAGAUGACAGCAGCUACUCCAGUGAACCUUCGCCGUGUCGCUGGACGGCGGUUAAAGCUUCGCCGAUGAAGCUGCGGAAGCAUUCACUGGAUGAUAAGCUUGAUGACAGUGAUCUCCUUGAUUCAGAUGAGUUUCAAAUGAUGAAGGAAAGAUUUGCAAAGCUUCUGCUUGGGGAAGACAUGUCUGGUGGUGGGAAAGGUGUUUGCACUGCAGUUACAAUCUCCAAUGCCAUUACCAAUCUCUAUGCAACUGUAUUUGGACAAAACUUAAAGUUGGAGCCACUGAAGCCUGAGAAGAAGGCCAUGUGGAAAAGGGAAAUGAAGGUUCUUCUGUCAGUGUGUGAUUACAUCCAAGAAUUUGCCCCAACUGCACAAUAUUUAGAAGAUGGCACAAUUGUGGAGAUGAUGAAAAGCAGGCCAAGGUCAGACCUAUAUAUCAACCUCCCUGCACUGCAAAAGCUUGACACAAUGCUCAUAGAAAUAUUGGAUACUUUUGAGGAUACUGAAUUUUGGUAUGCAGAGAACAUACCUGGGAACUCAACUCGGUCACCGCGCGCAGCCUCGUUUCGGAAGAUUGUUCCGAGGAAAGAUGAGAAGUGGUGGCUUCCAGUUCCUUGUGUUCUCCCUGGUGGCCUCUCUGAUAAGUCAAGGAAGCACCUUAUAGAGAAAAGGGAUUGUGCUAAUCAAAUUCAUAAAGCAGCGAUGGCAAUAAAUAGCAAUGUUCUUGCAGAAAUUGAUAUCCCAGAAACAUAUAUAGAUGAUCUUCCCAAGCUCACAUUCUAUUGCCAAGUGAUUGAGGAUUCCAUUACAUGUGAUCCCAUAAAGCAAAUGUCUUGGAAUUUCUCAUCAAAUUUCAUAAGCCUUUUAUGGAAGCCAAUAAUUGCAGCUGAGACUUGUAGAAAAAGGGAUGAUAUAACUUCAUAUAAGAGUGGAAGAGCAAGUCUAGGGGACUCAAUUUACCACUACAUGAACACUGCAGACAAGUUCUCCCCUGAUCACCUUCUUGAGUUUCUAAAGAUAAGUUCAGAACAUGAAGCACUUGACCUAGUAGACAGGGUCGAAUCGUCGAUGUACACGUGGAGGCGUAAAGCUUGUCUGAGCCAUUCAAAGUCAUCAUGGAAAAAAGUUAAGGAUCUCAUGGCUGAUACCGACUGCAAGGACAAAAACUACAUCUUAGCUGAGAGAGCUGAGACACUGUUGUUUUGCCUGAAGCAAAGAUAUCCUGAACUCUCACAAACUUCUCUGGACACGACCAAGAUCCAAUACAACAGGGAUGUAGGGAAAGCAGUGCUAGAAAGUUAUUCAAGAGUUUUAGAAGGCCUAGCAUUCAACAUUGUUGCUUGGGUUGAAGAUGUUCUUGAUGUAGAUAAAUCAAUGAGGAAUCGAGAAGUCUAAAACCACAAUUGAGUUUUUCACGUAUAUCCAAUCACCGGUGCUUUUUCAUCCAACAAUAUUUUGUAAACCAUAGCUUUAGGAGAAUGUAGACAGGUAAUGGAUUGUUGUGUGGUAGAUAUUCACUUGCUUUGUAUGAAGCUUAUUUGACAAUAGUACAGUUUCAACAUUCAGUUGAAGUUUAAUUAUAACUGCUUCUCCAAAAAAAAAGGUAGAAUCAGUAUUAUUGUCUGAAUUUUGAAAUAUAUUUUC